CUACAUGCUCCGACUGAACGUAAACAUUGUCAUCGUGGCCAUGGUUAAUUACACCGCUAUUCCGCACACAAAUGUAACGACGGCUGAAGAGUGUGGCUAUGCCGCGUCAGAAAAUGACACUCAAACAUCCUCACAUGAAGGCGAAUUUCUUUGGGACGAAAGGUUGCAAUCUUUGGUUACCGGCUCUUUCUUUUGGGGUUAUAUCGUUACCCAGUUGACGGGUGGGAGGCUGGCAGAAAGAAUCGGGACAAAGUACAUGUUUGCCUCUUUGCAGAUCACAGUAGGGAUCGUGACUGUUUGUCUACCAGCUCUGGCAAGCGUGGGAGUCGAAUUCUUCAUUAUGGGCAGAAUUAUGCUCGGCCUGGCACAGGGAGCUUUGGUUCCAUCGAUGCAACCUCUGGUAGCCAGGUGGGCUCCAGCAGCAGCACGCAAUAGCUUUGCCACUUUUGUUUUCUCUGGCUGUCAAAUGGGAACAAUCCUUGGAACAGUUUGCAGUGGAAUGAUGGCCAGCAGUUUAGGCUGGCAAGCUGUUUUUUACAUUGAAGGAUCAUUGUCCUUGGUUGUCGUCAGUGUUUGGCUUUUCUUUGUUUAUGAUUCUCCUGCAGUCCACCCCAGGAUUUCUAUGCAAGAAAGGGAGUACCUUGAAUCAUCAACAGUUUCUUCAGCAAAAGCCAGAAAAUCAAGAGUUCCAUGGAAGUCGAUUUUGACGUCACCACCUUGUUGGGCUCUGCUCAGCGCCACAUUAGGGUACAACUGGGCAUUUUAUAUGUUGCUGACUGAGCUUCCCCUUUACAUGAGAAACAUAAUGCACUUCGACUUGCAAAGCAACUCGUUGCUGUCUGCUUUGCCUUGGCUACUCAUGUGGAUCUUCAGCUUGGUGGUAGCUAAAAUAUCUGACGUGGUUGUGAGGCGAGACUGGAUUCCCGUCAACACAACUCGUAAACUGUUCAAUACGAUAGCAUUUUGCGGGCCGGCUCUAUGUUUGACGAUCGUUUCUUUCAUCGGAUGUGAUCGUUAUUGGACGCUGGUGAUGCUGACUUUGGCUAUUGGGCUAUUAGGCGCAUCUUACAGUGGCAUUUUGAUCAAUCACCUGGAUCUAGCGCCCAAUUUUGCCGGUACUUUAUACGGCCUUGUAGCUGGUGUGGCAUGCAUUAGCAGUUGGUUAGCGCCCUUAGUCGUCGCCACAUUAACCGAAGCUGAGCAAACUCUGGCUCGUUGGCGGAUUGCUUUUCUACUUUGCGCGGCCAUCUUAACGGCCAAUGCCGUCGUUUUUAUCCUGUUCGGCUCAACCGAGCGGCAAGAGUGGGACAGGGCGGCGGAAGAAAAGGUUUUGAAUGGUAACAUUGAUGACAUUCCAGCCAGUAAACAUCAGCUUUUAAAAUCUGUAACACAAGCCUCUUAAGAAAAAAAAAAAAAAAAAAG
Daphnia carinata is the source of this 1422-nucleotide messenger RNA. RefSeq names its product putative inorganic phosphate cotransporter. Gene Ontology annotation, cellular component: plasma membrane. NCBI's taxonomy places the organism in Eukaryota, Metazoa, Arthropoda, Branchiopoda, Diplostraca, Daphniidae. Gene Ontology annotation, biological process: monoatomic anion transport; transmembrane transport. Gene Ontology annotation, molecular function: transmembrane transporter activity. Bases 5 to 1402 code for a protein of 465 amino acids. The record is from RefSeq and is a predicted model, not a curated record. The transcript has 7 exons.